UCAGCGCUCGUAUCCGCAGCGCCCGGAAUGGCGGCACCCUCCCACGUCCUCCCCUUCCUCUCCCCCGCCGGCGGGUGCGCCGCCUCCUCCGCCCGCGCCCGCUCCCACUCCCACUCUGGCCGCCGCGCUGGAAUCCUGCGCUGCUCGGCCGCGGCCGGCCAGGCGGGCUUCUUCACCCGCCUUGGUCGCCUCAUCAAGGAGAAGGCCAAGAGCGACGUCGAGAAGCUCUUCUCCGGCUUCUCCAAGACCCGCGAGAACCUCUCCGUCGUCGACGAACUCCUAACCUACUGGAACCUCGCCGACACCGACCGCGUCCUCGACGACCUUGAGGAGGCGCUGCUGGUCUCGGACUUCGGGCCCAAAAUCUCGUUCCGGAUCGUCGACACGCUCCGCGAGGAGAUCCGCGACGGCAAGCUCAAGUCCGGCGCCGAGAUAAAGGCGGCGCUGAAAAGGUGCAUCCUGGAACUGCUGACGAGCAAGGGCGGCAACUCGGAGCUCAAUCUCGGCUUCAGGAAGCCGGCUGUCAUCAUGAUCGUGGGAGUGAAUGGCGGUGGAAAGACAACCUCACUAGGGAAGCUUGCUUACAGGUUUAAGAACGAAGGAGUGAAGGUAUUGAUGGCAGCAGGUGACACCUUCAGAGCAGCAGCUCGUGACCAGCUAGAAGUUUGGGCUGAGAGAACUGGUUCAGAGAUUGUCAUUGACAAUGAUAAGAAGGCACAGCCUCCAGCAGUUCUUUCGCAGGCAGUAAAGCGCGGGAAGCGUGAAGGGUUUGAUGUGGUUCUAUGUGAUACAUCAGGAAGACUUCAUACAAAUUAUGGUUUGAUGGAAGAGCUAGUUUCUUGCAAAAAAGUCCUAGUUAAAGCGCUUCCUGGUGCUCCAAAUGAGAUUUUACUGGUUCUUGAUGGAACGACUGGCUUGAACAUGUUACAGCAAGCAAGAGAGUUCAAUGAUGUUGUAGGAGUCACAGGAUUCAUCCUGACGAAGCUCGAUGGCACUGCACGUGGUGGCUGUGUGGUUAGUGUUGUGGAUGAGCUUGGAAUCCCGGUGAAGUUUAUUGGGGUUGGUGAAGGGAUGGAAGACCUGCAACCUUUUGACGCUGAGGCAUUUGUUGAAGCCAUUUUCCCAUAAAUUCGGGUUUUGUGGAGAAAAAUCAUGCUUCUACUGUAAAGCUUUUGACUCUGUCGACUGUGGUUGCUUUGGCUCUUCAUGUAAGUUAUUCUUGUUGUGUCCACUGAAACUACAGUAGUGUAGGAAGCACAAGGCCAGGGUAAAAUGAAUUGGAGUCGGAGCUAAGCUGAGACAGAAUUUGUCUUCCAGUCCGUAACGAGCUAGGAGCUGAAGUUUUUGUUGGUGGAGUUUGUGGACCUGUGGGUCCCUGUGUAAGAGGCUGGAAACUGUAAACUUUCGAAUUGCACCGGGAGGAUUCAGAGAAAGGAAUGGGAAAAUAUACUCGAUCGUAAUUUCUUACUCUAAAUGUAACUGAACUCUUGGAU
Messenger RNA from Sorghum bicolor (sorghum), 1493 nucleotides. RefSeq names its product cell division protein FtsY homolog, chloroplastic. Gene Ontology annotation, molecular function: signal recognition particle binding; ATP hydrolysis activity; GTP binding. The record is from RefSeq and is a predicted model, not a curated record. Bases 28 to 1128 code for a protein of 366 amino acids. Gene Ontology annotation, biological process: SRP-dependent cotranslational protein targeting to membrane. Gene Ontology annotation, cellular component: membrane. The transcript has 11 exons. NCBI's taxonomy places the organism in Eukaryota, Viridiplantae, Streptophyta, Magnoliopsida, Poales, Poaceae.